GAUUAUAACCGAAAGAUUCCUCUGGGAGAUUCAAUAUUCCAUUUCUACUGGACGGAGCUGUCGGUGGAUGACAAAGAAGUCUACAUAUUCUCACCGGAGACAAACAAUAUUUUGUUGAUCAUCUACACCAACAGGAUCUUUAGGAGCACACCUUUUGUGCCGGGAAAAGGUGUCGACAGGGGGCUCAACUUUCAGGUGUAUAGCUCUAAAACUAACGUGUUUGACGCAUUUCCUGGGGCAGAAGGCUUAGACCUCGGCCUGGGAGUCUGGAACGUUCGCAAUAAACACUCCGAGCUGGAACUGACGAUGGACAAAGGCAACGACGUCCUAUUCGAAGCCGUUUACAAGGAUGCAAACAAUGCCAAAAAGGAAAACAGCAUGCCGAUGGAGAUUGUCCACGAGGAAACGACCGGAGAGGUGGAAGACAGCACUUGCUACCUGUUUCAAGUCAGAGCCACUGAUGAUGUCACAAAGAGGGUCCAGAUGACUGUAACUCCCCCGAAAGGAUACAUUUUGGAUUUCCGGACCAAGGUUAUCAAUGACUUUUGGGGCGUUCUCGACAUAAUGGAUGAAGAACCUGUAAACAUGACAUCUAAAAUACUCUACCCUGUUACAAAGUCGGAGUUGGACCAGAACCCUCGAACAGCCUAUGCAGUGGUUGUGCGUGUGGUGUCUAGGGAUUGGAACAACAAACGGUGGCGCCGGGAUGCGGACAGCAAGCAGAAGCCUGUGAUCAAAACGACAGCACGCAUGCGCAUGUCGUAUAUGAAAUGCGCACUCUUUGACAUGAAAAAGAGAGUCUGGACCAGUGCCCACGCUAAUAACCAGAUUCACGUAUUACGCACCAACUACCACUGGGAUGCACCCGACCAGUAUCUGAUGUGUGUCGGCACGGGUACUUGGCCUGGUUCUGGGACAACCAGCGGUGUGGCGAUAACUCUCAUUGGCCAGUCCGGCUCCAAUGGGCCUUUCCAUCUGGAGAGCCCGUGCUUUUUCAACACUGGCUCUGAGUUAUGGUUCUUAGUGGGCUCCAGUGUGGAGCUGGGAAUCUUGUACGGCGUCAUGGUGGAUCUCCAUUUACGAGGACGUAACAGCAACUGGUUCCUGAAGAAAGUUCAGGUGUACUCCCGGCGCACCGAUGAGUUCCUAACCUUUGUAUGCGACGCCUGGCUCAACUCGAAGAAACCACGCGCCAUACUGCCAGCCUCCGCCGUCAAUCGAGGCUGGGUUGGCAUCAGUCUGCUUAGGUUUUUGCGGUGGAUGAAGAACUUACACGUCAUAUUAGCCCUUCUGGUGGCUGUGCCCGGCUACAAGUACAAGCGGGUACAGCAAGGCGUCCGAGCCUUCUGUGUGUUCCUGGCCUGCAUGCACACAUGCCUGGAGACGAUUGGUCUACCCAAGGUGCGUCUGCAGGGCCAGUAUGUUGAGCCAGCGAACCUGAAGGAUGCCGCUUACAAAGGACUCUUCGUUUCCUUCAUCUCCAUGCUCACCAGUCUCUGCAUGUCCAUUAUUUUCUUGUGCUGCAUGCGGACAAGGAAACACAAUCUGAACUGGCCAAAGUAUCCCCGUCAGGAGAGAACUCGGGUUGAAAGCAAGAUGAAGUCAGUCUUGUUGCGUGUGCUUGAUGCUACUGCUCAGGAACGUCUCAAAAAUUUUGCAGGGACAGAAUCAGUCACUUCCGAAACCAUAAGGGAAAGGCAGCUCUCUUCAGACCCUACCAAGAUCAGUACGAAGUUUUUAAUCCAGCAACGGCUGUCAAUUAUGAAAGGUCACAGACCUUCAGGGGGAUACCACGAUGAUUCUUCGGACUCCUCAGAAAGAACUUUCAUCUUCAAGGACCAAGAUACAGAGCCAUCCUCUACUGUGGAUAAUAAUGACGAAGUGUUCCUUGAUGUUGUUGAUCUCAAUGACAGCCAUACCGAGCGCCGUUGGGGGGACCGUUGCAACAAUGCAGCAGCAGCCCAUACCUCCGUCACAAAUACCAUGCCGUCGGAGCGAUCCUCUAGGAUUUCAAGAUUGUCUUCGAGACGAACCAUGGCCAUGAGACAGUCCAACCUUUCAAAGACGUCAGUAAGGUCCGCGACAUCAGCGGUGUCAAGAGACCAGCUUUCUCGCAGUCGCAGUCACAAGGGGUUGCCACAUUCACUGUAUCAGCUCCACUCAAGGGCUGUGAGUGCGCGGGGUCGAUCUCAAGCCUCGAUCUCUUUAGUAAAGACGGAGAUGGAGCUCGAGUCCGAAGCAGUUCGCCACCGAAAACGGAGAAAAAAUUUUAUCCUCAGCGUGACGUAUAAAGCAUGGACGUCUGUUCUGUGGAUAACCGUAGGACUUUUUUGUAUGGUGGGAACUUACAGGAUCAUCUGGUACAGCCUGCACCAUAGUUAUGAGCGUAACGUUGAAUGGCUCGCCAUGGCCUUUGUGGGUAUGCUCGUGGAAGCGUGUCUCCUGGAGCCCAUAGGGAUUCUCUGCUUUGCUGUCGGCUACACGCUGAAUAUGGGCAGGAUGGGACAUGACGAAGAUACAGCCCGAAGCAGAUGGAGAGAUGUGGUUGAGGCAGUCAAGAUCUACGUCCCACUUUACAACACAGGCUACACGCCAAGGUUCUUUUUGUGUCCUGCUUUCCGUCUGGCUCACGCGAACUCCAUGACCCUGUUCUCCCUGCAUCACAAACUGCUUACUGCCGCUAGGACUGUACACAGGCAAAUCCGCGUUUGAUAUACCCAUUUUGCAACUUUCCCCUAACGGACAUGCGCUUGGAAAAGAGAACAUUCAAAGACACAUGGCAACAGCCUUACCCCCAUUCGUACAAGGACACAUCAGAAGCAAAAACAGAUUUGUUCACUUACGAGCCUGGAGAUUACUUCAAUUACUUUACGACUGGAACUGAUAUACUUCCGUCCGGAGGGUACAACAUUCAGCUAGCCCCAAAUGACACUGAAACAAUUGACCGCGUGAUUGAAGUGCGUAAUUCUGACUGGGUGGAUGAAAACACAAGAGCAUUGUUCCUGGAGUUUUUUAUCUACAAUACCGACUUGUACCUGGCCAGUUCUGUCACCAUUUGCUUCCAGUUUAAGCGAGCGGGAAUCUUUCAGGAGAGCUUCGUGAGCACCUAUCCAGUCCGGCUUCGUCAGGAUACGUACUACUUAUUCGUUGGCGCCUUCAUCUUCUUUGUCCUGCAGGUCAUAUAUGGCCUCUUCUCUGAGCUCUUCACGCUUUUCAACAAUGGUUUUGGCAAGUACUUCAGGAGAGGCCAGUCUUAUUUUGAGCUGGGUAAAUUAACAGUGUGUGGUUUUUUCAUCGGAGGCACCGUUCUAAAGUAUAUGGAAAUAGAACAUUUCUUCGACACAUUCAAAGAUGCGCCCAAGUACGAUCGCUAUGUCAGUUUCGCCUUCCUAAACUACCUGGUGUUUGCAAUGAAUUCCCUCUGCUGUAUUCUUGCCUUCGUGGUCCUGUUCCAGAUUCUGCUCAAAGCCAAAGACAACAAGAGGCUGUACACUUUGUUCAAGCUGGUCUUGUCCACUGUCCAGCUCGGCCUGCAACCCAUGAUUGUCUGUUUCGCGUUCGCUUCUUGGGGCUAUGUGGCCUUCGGGAGGAGUGAGUACGAGUUCUGUUCCUACAAGCUGGCGUUCAUGACAGUGUGGCUGGGUGCCCUGAAGCCGCUGGAUAUCUGGCAUGAAUUACAGCUUUUCUUUCCAGUCCUGGGCCCCAUGUUCGUGCUGUUCCAGUAUGCUAUCGUGACGAUGCUGAUCCUCAACUUCUUCAUCGUGUUCAUCAACGAGGCGUACAGCUCCAUCCAGCUGGAGAGAAAACUGACCAUGCAUGGCAAGAAGUCCAAGAGCCUGAUGCAAUACCUGAAACAAUUUCUGCGCCAAGAAAGCGGGCGUGUGGAGGCAGACCUUCUUUCUGGGGAUGACCGGGGAAGCUUCUGGAGGACGGAGAUCGUGGACUGGAGGAAUAGGGGCUUCAUUACUGAGUGAGGCUGGGUGGUGGGAGUGGUGGGGGUGGGGUUAAGGGUGGGCUAGGGUGG
Messenger RNA from Aplysia californica (California sea hare), 4024 nucleotides. RefSeq lists its product as uncharacterized. Gene Ontology annotation, cellular component: membrane. Gene Ontology annotation, biological process: detection of mechanical stimulus. Lineage: Eukaryota; Metazoa; Mollusca; Gastropoda; Aplysiida; Aplysiidae. The record is from RefSeq and is a predicted model, not a curated record. Gene Ontology annotation, molecular function: protein binding; calcium channel activity.